AUGUCCUCGCACGCAAAUCAGCCUGUCUGUCCUACUGUCACCGGAGUCACCAUUGAAUCCACGGCGGACGCUCUCAAAAUCGUAAAGGCAUGUCAAAAGCAAUACUUCCACUGUGUACCACGCCGCCCUCUGGACAACGAACGCUCAGACCUGAUAAAGUCUGGAAACGUCUUCGUCUACGAGGAGAAUGAAUCCCGAAUAAAGAGAUGGACGGAUAGCAUCCGGUGGAGCCCCAGCAGGGCCAUGACAAACCUCUUGGUCUAUCGUGAGGUGUUUGACAAGUUCAAGCCUGGUGGGAGAAGGGUUAUUAGACCGAACGCUAGAAACCCCCGUAUGCAGCCAUAUCCGCCAGGUCGGCCGUCUUCUCGUGAUCAUGAUCAUGGUGAUGGUCAUCUGGACGGCUCUGCGUCUCCUCAGGAGAUGGGCCAGGAUUUACCAAUGCUGGAUCCAUUGCUUCAGGCCCUUCGCCCUGAUGAGAGGAAGGCCGUGGUGGGGUCUCUUCACGACUCAUACCUCUUCAAGGAGGACGGACUGUGCAAGAAGACUUUGGCGGUCACAAUCGACCAAUAUAAGUAUCACAUCGUGGCUUAUUUCAAGAUAUCGGACGUCUUGAAUAAGACUUUGAGGCGACCAGAGGAAAUCUAUCCAUUCCUCAGGGAGAUUGAUGUGAGGAACGUGGCUGAGAUGAAUCCCAGAUAUAAACACCACAUUGAUGUUUCUGGAAGGUAUGAUAAGGAUGGACAGCCACUGUAUGACGAUGAUAAAGACGGAAUGCAAGAUAUGGAAGUCAGCGUAUACGAUAGCGGUUCGAGUGACAUGGGUGAUAUACAGCAUCAGCAAGAGCCUCCACCAGAACGUCAGCUACCACUACCACUUCGGAAUCCCCACGGCGGGUACAGGCACGAGAUGAUCGAAAUCCCGUACGGGCAUCAACAAGUAUUGCAUCAGCAUCAGCAACAGCACCAUCAGCACCACCACCACCAGCAAUUUUUGCAGCAACAAUCAUUUCCCCCAUUGCAGCAUCAACACAUCCAGCAACAAAUGCCGACCCAUCCGCAUAUGCAGCAGUUAUGCGGGAUUCCUUUCCAACAACUCUCUGAAACGGCAACUUUCCAACCGCUGCAGGAACCUGCCAUCCCACAGGAUAGCAACCUCUUCGCAUUGUACCCGCAAACAGAACCAAUAUACCAUGCACCCGCCUAUCAACCGCCGCAGGAACAGUCACGAUCGAUGCUUCCCGCCCACGAACCGCGAUCUAUGCCCAAUGAGAGUGUUCCCUUCCCAGGCGAGCCACCCUUUCCGUACCGGAGGCCUGCCAAUAUGGAGCCAAGCGUCCAGCACUUUUCAAAUAAUACCGAAUUGAAGAACUAUCAAUUCGCCAAGAAGAGGGACGAGGAUGGGGGUGCCCCAGUGAGCAACUUUCGGCAGCCUGUCGCUCCAAUCACUGCGUCGGAAUCUCGCCUUCCAGAGCAGUGGAACUCAGGGGGGAUCAUUGAUAACUACCAUCAUGAGACAUAUGAGUGGGAAGCGUAG
This is a messenger RNA of Morchella sextelata, 1533 nucleotides long. RefSeq lists its product as uncharacterized. The transcript has a single exon. The record is from RefSeq and is a predicted model, not a curated record. Lineage: Eukaryota; Fungi; Ascomycota; Pezizomycetes; Pezizales; Morchellaceae. Gene Ontology annotation, molecular function: DNA binding. The coding region runs from base 1 to 1533 and encodes 510 amino acids.